This is a messenger RNA of Danio aesculapii, 1665 nucleotides long. RefSeq lists its product as uncharacterized. The record is from RefSeq and is a predicted model, not a curated record. The transcript has 2 exons. Bases 263 to 1159 code for a protein of 298 amino acids. NCBI's taxonomy places the organism in Eukaryota, Metazoa, Chordata, Actinopteri, Cypriniformes, Danionidae.
CGUUUGUUUGGAGUUUAGAUUCGCAAUUUACAUUUUUAUCUUAAAAUACCUCCUCAUUCACUAAAUAUUUAUCUCUCCUACUUGGGGUGAACAAUCCCCUAACACACUCAUACAAACAAAUCUACUUUUAAACGUUCUGUCUCUCGAGCAUCCGCUUGGUGUUUGUAGCUUUAGCCUGCUAGCACCGCUGGUCAGCUAAAGCUACCAACCCCUUUCACUCAUUUAUUUUCUCACUUUCUGGCUUUGCUCUUCACCUUGUACAAUGUCGCUUGCGUGUCUGUCCUUGAGUGCAGGAGAGGCAUCGAUGGAGGCGCUGGAGCUGGAGCUGGAAGCGGUGGAGUCCCAGAUUCGCUCGCUGGAGACGAAGCGAGAGGGCAUCAGGGCUCUGCUCUUAACCCGUACUCGCUCGUCUGAGGUAAGUGUCCGAUACAACGACAAUCUCCCAGUUUCUUCAACCCCGCGUGUUUCUCUGUCCAGGCCCAGCGCACCGAGGACGCGGUGCACCCAGGCGUCGUUCACGCCGACUCCCGGCUACCACGGCCCCUGGGUGCAACCGCGUAAGGUGCUUGCCAGGUCCCGGGGCAGAACGUCUCCUCCUCCGGUGUUCGAGAUCCCCACGGAGAACCGCUUCGCCCCUCUCCGCGAGACGGGUCGCGAUGUUGCCAUCAUUGGCGACUCAAUCGUCCGCCACGUCCGCUCCACUUCCUCCAAAGGUAACAAAGUACGCACUUUCUGCUUCCCUGGUGCCCGAGUUAAGAAUAUUUCUGCACAGAUACCUACUAUCCUGAGCGCUGCCGAGAGCCUCGGUGCCGCCGUCCUCCACGUGGGGACGAACGACACCGGGCUCCGGCAGACGGAGAUCCUGAAGAAGGACUUCAGGAGCCUGAUCGAGACGGUUCGACGCACUUCGCCCGCCACGCAGAUCAUCGUUUCUGGACCGCUUCCUACCUACCGCCGAGGAAAUGAAAGGUUCAGUAGACUUUUUGCUCUGAAUGAAUGGCUAUUAACAUGGUGUGAAGAACAGAAAUUGCUCUUUGCCAAUAACUGGAAUCUUUUCUGGGAGCGUCCUAGGCUUUUCCGCGCUGAUGGGCUGCACCCCAGUCGAGCUGGAGCUGAACUCCUGUCGGACAACAUCACCAGAAUACUUCGCUCUAUCUGACUAGCCCUCAGACUAUGCAGAGUCACUGAUUCGAUCCAAGACCAACGACGAGAUGAUCCCAAGGUUUCCAUAUCCUGGACCAGGCCGAAUCCUGAGCAGCUACUGCGAUGGUCAUGGAAGAGUGGAGAACAUGAGACUGUUUCCUAUGACGCUCCAGAGACAGACGAGUCUUCGCUGAGGCCAGCUUCCAGUCUCCGCCACUGAGACUGCAGCUCUGCACAAGACGUUUGGCCAGCGGAGAAAUUAAAAUGGUCGUGCCCAACUGAGCCUGGUUUCUCUCAAGGUUUUUUUUCUUCACUUCCGCCUUUAGUGAAGUUUUUUUUCCCUCUCCGCUGUCGCCACUGGCUUGCAUGGUUCAGGAUCUGUAGAGCUGCGCAUCGUUGGAUUUGCUCUUCAAUAUUUGGACUCUCAGUAGUGAUUAUUAAACCACACUGAACUGAGCUAAACUGAACUGAACUUAAACACUACAAACUUAACUAGACUGUUCCUAUUUACUGUGACCUUUU